Molecule: messenger RNA, 1000 nt
Organism: Eurypyga helias (sunbittern)
Lineage: Eukaryota; Metazoa; Chordata; Aves; Eurypygiformes; Eurypygidae
Product: cytospin-A-like
Exons: 5
Biological process (GO): actin cytoskeleton organization
Cellular component (GO): microtubule organizing center; filamentous actin
Molecular function (GO): protein binding
Source: RefSeq, a predicted model, not a curated record
UGUCUCGAAGAAGUAGUGAAGAAAUCAAGCGGGAUAUCAGUGCACCUGAUGGAGCAUCUCCAGCAUCUCUCAUGACAAUGGGUACCACCUCACCACAGCUCUCACUCUCAUCUUCUCCGACAGCAUCAGUCACACCUACAACCAGAAGUCGCAUAAGGGAAGAAAGGAAAGAUCCCUUGUCUGCCCUAGCAAGAGAAUAUGGAGGAUCCAAGAGAAAUGCCUUGCUGAAGUGGUGCCAGAAAAAAACAGAAGGAUAUCAGAAUAUCGACAUAACAAACUUCAGCAGUAGCUGGAAUGAUGGCUUGGCUUUCUGUGCAGUCCUCCAUACUUACCUCCCAGCCCAUAUUCCCUAUCAAGAGCUAAACAGCCAGGACAAGAGAAGAAAUUUCACUUUGGCUUUUCAAGCAGCUGAAAGUGUUGGCAUCAAAUCUACUCUGGACAUCAAUGAAAUGGUGCGAACUGAGCGUCCAGACUGGCAGAAUGUCAUGCUGUAUGUUACAGCAAUUUACAAAUACUUUGAAACCUGAAACCCUAAUAAUUCAACACAUCCAUGGGAUAGAACCAACAUGAGCUACCGGAUGGAAAUCUUACUGAAAUGCUAAUCCCCAUUUCACCGAAAACUGGCAACAUUUGAGUCCGCUCAAACUUCAGUGACACUAUCCUGGAUUGCCUCAGAUUGCUUCAGCUACUAAGCCUGGAAACAACUGUUUAAAAGCAAGAACUUGUUGCCACUGUGCUUGGAAUAACCCAAGUUAUUAAGCUAUUCAGAUUAAUUAUGUAGCCUAAAGAACCUGGACUACUUAUGUGCUGCCUUUCCAGCCAGACUUCCUGAAGCUUUCUUUCCUAGGAGAGUGAGGUGAAUGGAUCCUCUAGCAUAUAGGAGACUGAAUGUUCAACUUGAGCUUUGAGAAGGAAAAGGAUAACAUGGCAUCAUCGUAUUACUGAACUUUUUGUAGCAUCCUGAUACCACACAGUCUGAAUAUUCUACCCACAGCAUAUG